GCGAGGUCAACGCGAGGAUGCACUACACCGAGCCCGUCAUCAAGCAGAAGGUCGAGGCCGCAGCGUCCGGGCCGAAGCCGAAUAUCUGCGGAGCUGGACGGGCAUCCAGAAACAAUGCCGAUCACAACUUCGACGAGGCCACCCACGUCUUGAGCGCGAGGCCGCAGGAAAACCAGCGCCGCGGGAACGGCAAGAAGCGUGCGGCGGCCCCCGACAGCAUCGACCUGUCCGUCACUUCCACCAACGAGAAGCAGUCCUUAAAUCCAGGCAACACCUACGAGCACGGCUACGUCGGCAAUAGCGCCCCGCGCUCCUACGCCAGCUGGCGGCCGAGCCUCCGCCCCCCGCCCAGCAAGGAGGAGGUGGAGGACCAAAUGCGGAGAGCACGGUCGGCCGCACACCCUCUUCUUCAUGGUGCUCCGAGCGGCUCAGCUGCCACGGGCACUGCUUCCGAGGGCGUCUUCGUUUCUUCUGGCCCCCUGCGCGGCGAGGGGGUAGGCCGCGAGCUCCACGAGACGAAGGGCUCCGAGGCGGAGGACGGCGACGGCUUCGACGACGACGACGCCCUGGGACGCCUGCGCGGCGAAGGGGUAGGCCACGAGCUCCACGAGACGAGUUCUGCGGCGGAGGGGGUAGGCCACGAGCGCCGCGAGACGAAGAGCUCCGAGGCGGAGAACGGCGACAGCAUCGACUACGACGACUCCUUCGGACCCUUGCGCGGCGAGGGGGUAGGCCACCGCGAACCCUUGCGCGGCGAGGGGUUAGGCCACAUCAGCAAGCAAAAGGUCACCAUGACACACAGCAUCCCCAGUGACGCCGAGAACUUCGACGAGCACUUCCCAUGGCAGUCCCAGAUCCUCGGCGAGGAAAGCAGGAACAUCCGCUGUAUCCAGGCGGAGACUGGCGUGCGCGCACUGCUCACGGCAGUGCAAAGGAAGGACGGCCUCGAUUUGUUUAUCGCAAUUUCGAGCGAGACCCACGGCGACGACUUCGACAGGGCCAUUUUCAUGUGCGAGGACCUCGUAGAGUGCGUUCGCACAGAGGCCGCCGAGUGGUCGGCGCACGCUGGGUCGGCGCACGCUGGCGCGACCACGGACUCAGACGACGAGGACCAAACCGACUCCGAGGAGGACGACCCUUGCGCG
Prorocentrum cordatum is the source of this 1145-nucleotide messenger RNA. NCBI's taxonomy places the organism in Eukaryota, Dinophyceae, Prorocentrales, Prorocentraceae. The record is from the annotation of a GenBank genome assembly.